AUGCCCGCGCCGCCGCCCCGGAGUCAGCCCCGCGCGCCAAUAGGCGAGGACCACCACCAUGACGCCCGCCGCACCGCCGCCAGGAGCUCGUCGCCGACCACUCCGCAGCACGCCGUGCCGCCGCACCCGCCAACCAGUCCGGCGCCCAGGCCCGGCGGAUCUGGCCCGCGCCUGACCAUCCGCGCGAGGGGACGAAGGAAGCCCCGCCGCCGCCUGCGCAGACCGGGCUUCGCCCGGCUGCGCCCUCCAGCGGCGGCGAGGGGGACUUCAGUUACUAACAUCAUGCCACCAGUUCUGGAGAGUGAUAUGCAUAGCAGGGAAUAUCUUGCGGAACAGAAACGCAAGGGUGAGGCGUAUUUGAAGGAAAGAGAUGCAAGGAUUGCGGAACGCAAGGCUGCGGAGCGGCAGUCUCUUAAAGACAUACAAAGCUUAGCUCGUAGCCUUGUAUACCCUAGUGCCUCUAAUGCGCAACCGACACAAAAUACACGAGGUGCUGAUGAUCGCAGUGACUCCGAGUAUGAACCAGAUGCUGAAGAGGAGGCCCAUGCAGAGGAAGAGGAUUUGAGAGAUGAAGAGGAGGUCUCUGUUGCACCUGAAGGUUCCACCAUGCCAAAAACGAAAAAGCGUGUCAGAUCCAAAAAUAGUGCAGCUGCUACCUCAAGAAUAACAAGAUCUAGAGCUACCGCAACAACUGAGUCAAUUGAAGCUACAAACCAUCAAGAACAGUCUGCACCAAAUCCAACAAACACCUCACCUCACCUAACUUCUAAGGAUAGCAACUCGCUUGACGCUGAUUCAGGGGUACAAGGUUCUCAAGACAUGAUAGGCACAUCUGGACAAUCAGAUAACAUGAUUACAUUACAAGGCCAAGAUGCAUUAGCAUGCUCCACUGGUCCAACUGAUCCAUGA
Aegilops tauschii subsp. strangulata is the source of this 909-nucleotide messenger RNA. NCBI's taxonomy places the organism in Eukaryota, Viridiplantae, Streptophyta, Magnoliopsida, Poales, Poaceae. The record is from RefSeq and is a predicted model, not a curated record.